AUGGUUCUAGCGAAGGGCACAAAUUUAUCGGCUUAUGAAUUGGCUGUGGAUUCGAUUGAGUGUUAUUCGAGGAUUCAGGAAUAUCAAUUUAUUAUUGUGGAGGAUCAGGAUUUUGAUUGUGAACAGAAUGAUGUGAGUUUGUCACGUCAUAGCUAUAAUUUUUGGAAAAAAAUUUUGUUAGUGAUUUUAGAGCUCAAUAAUCUACAGAAAAUGUGUAGAAAAAAAUUCACUGUUUCAAAAAUCCAUGAACAACAGUUUUCAGAAUUGUUUUUGAUGCUAAUUCGUUAAAAAAAAUAGUCUGUCCCUAGAUCUAUGUAUUCAAAUUUGCCACGUCAUAACUCAUCUUCAUUUUCCAGAAAUAUUUCCGUCGUCACUGUGUGGUUGCUCAACUUCUCCCAUUUUUCCAAACUCUAAUUUUUCUCGAUGCAGAUGUUGGAAUUGUGAAUCCAAAAAAACGCAUCGAAGAUUUCCAAACACCAGAAUUCGAUAUAAUUUUCUAUGAUCGAUUUUAUAAUUGGGAAAUUGCUCUUGGCUCAUAUAUCGUCAGAAAUACUCAAUUCGCCAUUGAUUUGCUCACCGAUUUUGCGAAUUAUGAGAAAAUGUUGCCGAAAAGUUUUCAUGGAACUGAUAAUGGAGCAUUGCAUGUGAGUUAUUUGCUAUGACGUGGCGAAUAUGAAUAAAAUUGACACGUGGAUUUUAAGGCAAAAAUUUUCGUUACUGAAUUUCACAUUAUUUUGAAUAAUUCUUCCAAUAAUCUUUUCAAAAAUUUAAAAAUAUUAAAAAAAAAUUUUGAAACAGUAAUUUAAAAAAAAAUAAAUUUCAAGGCUUUUGGGAAUUUUUUGACUCAAGGUUAAUCCUGAAAAUCUGCGAGAUAAUUUCAAAAAUCAAAAUCUACAGUAAUCUACAGUAAACGUAUUUUCUUGGCCAAAAUUUUGAAUUUCUCGUACAAAAAAGUUCUUGUCAUUGGUUCUCUGAAAAUUCAAGAAAUAUUGAGAAUAUUUUGAAACAGUAGAUUUUUUUUUACUAAAAAUUAAUUCUGAAAUUCUGAAAAUCUGCAAAAUAAUUUCAAAAAUUAAAAAUUUCCACAGUAAUCUACAGUAAUUUUUCGCGCAAAAAUUUCAAAAUUUCAAAACGAUCGGAAUAAAUUCUAUCAAAGAUCCAAAAAUAUUUGGGAAUAUUUUGAAACGUAUAAUUUCCCGAAAGAAAAAUUGGAAAAAUCUUUUUCUGAAACAGUAGAAUUUUCCAGCUCUUCCUAGCCAAACGCAUCUUCCCGAAGCACAAUCUUUCAAUCUGCGAAAAAAUGUACAAUAAAUCGCGUGGCUACUCAGAUCUCUUCACCUACGAAGCCUGCGUCCGAACAAUUUUCGGCGCAAAAACGGAUUUCGGAAAAAUCCGAAUUAUGCGAAAAGGUCGUAGUUGGAUUCGCGAUGAUUAUUUAUACGGUGGAAAAUGGAACCCCGAUCUUGAUUUUAUGUUGCACGGCUGGAAAAUGCGAACAAAAUCUCGAAUUCCAGAAAAGCCCGUGAUCUCUGCUAAAAGAUUGGUGCGAGGAAGAUGGUAUUAUCCAUUUGCGGGGAAUUUCGAGCUGGAAAAAUGCGGACCACAAAAUGCCACGUGGAAUUACGAGGCUAGAUUGAUGGCGAAUAUUUCGGAAAUUGAGAAAAGCCGGGAUGAAUAUGAAAAAUUGGUUGCUCUUCAACAAUUUGAUGCGUUGGCAAAAAUGAAAGAAUUGUAUGAGCGGAAAUAA
Molecule: messenger RNA, 1747 nt
Organism: Caenorhabditis angaria
Lineage: Eukaryota; Metazoa; Nematoda; Chromadorea; Rhabditida; Rhabditidae
Source: the annotation of a GenBank genome assembly